UAUGGCUUUAGAACAUCACGAAAUGAAUAGUCAUUACGUUUUGACUCUUCAAGUGUCCAACUAUAUAUUUACUUCAAUAUUCGUAGCUGAGGCUCUAUUAAAACUAUUCGCUUACUCCAAAGUAUACUUCAAGUCGGCUUGGAAUCUCUUUGACGCUGUUGUGGUAAUUGCCAGUAUCAUUGAUUUAGGACUCGAGAGUGUAAAAGGCUUAAGUGUAAUUAGGACUUUUCGUCUACUCCGUUUGUUACGUGUAUUCAAAUUGGCUCAGACAUGGCAGACAAUGAGAAUGUUACUUCAGAUUAUCCUAAGUACUCUUGGAGCGUUGGGACAUUUGACGCUUAUUUUAUGCAUUGUUAUCUAUAUAUUUGCAGUAAUUGGUAUGCAAUUAUUUAGAGAUAGUUACUCACCCAGUAAAUUCUAUCCAGAUGAGAAACCAAGAUGGAAUUUCGACGAUUUUGGCCAUUCAAUUAUCCUAGUUUUUCGGAUAUUGUGUGGGGAAUGGAUAGAACCCUUGUGGGAUUGUAUGAGAGCGGCUGGACAAACCUGUAUGGUUGUUUUUAUGCCAACAUUAAUUUUGGGUAAUUUUAUGGUUUUGAGUCUUUUCCUUGCUCUCUUGCUCAACUCUUUCGCCAGCGAUUCCCUAAAGAGAGACCAGGAUGUUAAAGAGGAUUCAAGGAUGAGACAGGGUUGGAAACGAAUUCAAUCUCUAUUUAAAAAGAGAUCCGUCGAACCAGAUAAUAAUAAGCCAAAAAAGUUAUCGGUAGCCGAUAUUGCACAGGUCCUACGACAGAAUCAACUUUCAAAAUCAAGUGAAAAGCUUAACGUAACUGAUUCUUCGUCCAUAAACAAUUUAGUUCCGUCCGUAUCUGUCACGAACGUUGACGAAACUAGUAAAGAUAAACCAAAACAAAAUGGGGAAGUCACUCCAACUAGUGAUUUAGAUACUAGUCAACCACAGUCUUCCCCUGCGAAUGGUUCUGUCCACCAGGAUAAUGAAGAGAUGAAAAGCACAAAGAGUAAAUUGUUUCUAAGCCUACAACAGAGCAAGAUAGAAAAUUCUAACGAUUCGGAGAAUACGGACGCAAAAUCGAGUAGUACACCUCGUUCUAUUUUUGAAAUUGAGGAGGAAAGAAGAAGAAACGAACAAGAGGAAGAGGAACAAGACAAAGCAAUACAAGACUGUUGUCCUGCAAUAUGCUAUUCAAAAAUAAAAUUAUGCAAUACUCUUCAAAAUUCUAAACACGCACCGAAGUGGAAUAAGAUGAGGGAAAUAUGCUUUACGAUUACAGAGAAUAAAAUAUUUGAAUAUACAAUCCUCUUUAUUAUCUUUGCAAGUAGUAUUUCACUGUGCUUUGAGGAUGUAUACCUGGAUGACCCGGAUAGAAAGCAAUUAAAGGAUGCUCUAUACUAUUUAAAUAUUAUCUUUGUAAUAAUAUUCACAGUUGAAAUGUUACUUAAAUGGGUUGCCAUUGGAUUUAAGAAAUAUUUCAGUAGUUUUUGGACCCUUUUAGAUUUUGCUAUUGUUGUGAUAUCAAUUAUCAGUUUGGCAGCUGACUCAAUUGGUGCAUCGUCUAUCUCCUCUUUUAAAUCGUUGAGAACAUUAAGAGCUUUAAGACCUUUACGAGCUAUAUCGCGAUGGCAAGGAAUGAGAAUCGUUGUUAAUGCUUUGAUGUACGCAAUUCCAUCCAUCUUUAACGUAUUGCUAGUCUGUUUUGUAUUCUGGUUGGUAUUCAGUAUUGCAGGUGUUCAGCUACUCGGCGGAAAGUUCUACAGAUGUGUUGAUAGCAAUGAUGUGAAAAUAGCAAAUACAACCUAUAUACCCGACAAAAAGACAUGUCUUGCUGAAGGUCUACGAUGGAAAAAUGCUCCAAUACAUUUUGAUAAUGUAUUACACGGCUAUCUAGCGUUAUUUCAAGUAGCGACCUUUGAAGGUUGGAUGGAAAUUAUGGAGGAUGCCGUAGACUCAACUGAUAUUGACUUACAACCGAUUAGAGAAAAUAAUUUAGGCUACUAUGCAUAUUUUGUAGUAUUCAUUCUGGUUGGAUCGUUUUUUACUUUGAAUUUAUUCAUUGGUGUUAUUAUUGAUAACUUUAAUAUGCUCAAGAAAAAAUACGAAGGCAGUUAUUUAGAUAUGUUUCUAACUUCAAGUCAGAAGAAUUACAUGAAUACAAUGAAGAAACUCGGCAAUAAAAAACCUCAGAAAACCAUUAAACGCCCAAAGCAUAAAAUUCAAGCUUUUAUCUUUGAUGUUGCUAUUAGCACAAAAUUUGAAUUAGCUGUUGUAGUGCUAAUUCUAUUAAACAUGCUUUGUAUGGCAAUUGAACACUACAAGCAAUCUCAAGCAGUUACAGAUGCUUUAGAAGUUAUUAAUUUAAUAUUUGUAACAAUAUUUACUUUGGAAGCUGCAGUAAAGAUAUUCGGUUUAAGAUGGCAUUACUUUAGAAGAGCUUGGAACGUUUUCGAUUUUAUAAUUGUUGUCUUAUCAAUAGUUGGUGUCGUCUUAUCGGAUGUUCUUCGAUCUGUCUUCAUAAAUCCAACUUUGUUAAGAGUAGUAAGAGUAUUCCGAAUUGGCCGAGUUCUAAGACUUAUUAAAGUUGCAAAAGGAAUAAGGAAAUUAUUGUUCGCCCUCGUAAUAUCUCUUCCAGCUUUAUUCAACAUAUUUAUGCUAUUAUUCUUGAUUAUGUUUAUCUAUGCUAUCUUUGGUAUGAGUCAAUUUGGGAAAAUUAAACAUGGAGAUCAUAUUGACGACAUUAUGAACUUUCAAACAUUCCCCAAUGCUUUGUUACUGCUGUUCCGUUUAACAACGGCGGCUGGAUGGAAUGAUGUUUUGUAUCCCAUGCUGGUAUCGGAGGCUCCUGAUUGUAAUACAACCCAUUGGCAAAGGCCGGAUGGUAGAUGGGAAAAGACCAAUGGGGGAAAUUGCUCCAAUUCAUUUAUUGCCAUUGCGUUUAUGGUGUCCUAUAUAUUUAUCACUUAUUUAAUUAUAAUUAAUAUGUACAUUGCUAUAAUACUUGAAAAUUUCCACCAAGCUCACGAUCAAGAAGAGGUUGGUAUUACCGAAGAUGACUUUGACAUGUUUUAUAUGGUUUGGGAGAAGUAUGAUCCGCAUGCUACCCAAUUUAUUAAAUAUGAACAUUUGUCGGACUUUGUGGGUGAUUUAGAUCCACCUUUAGGAAUUUCUAAGCCAAAUGAAAUAGCAUUAGUGUCCUUCGACUUACCAAUUGUGGAAGGAGACCGUCUCCAUUGUUUAGAUAUACUUAUUGCAUUGGUUCGUCAUGUUUUGGGAGAAGUAGAAGUGACCAACGAGUUCCAACAACUUAAACAACAAAUGGAGAGCAAAUUUAAGGAACAAUUCCCAACACGAGUACAAUUCCUUCAAACGACAACUACAAUGAGAAGGAAAAAAGAAGAUGUAGCUGCUAGAACUUUGCAACGAGCUUGGAAAAAGCACAAAGCCGAGGUAAGUAUUAGGAGGAUUACUCAGAUGGCUAUGGAUCAAAAAAAUAAAAGCCUAACCAGAUCAUCUAGUAUCUGGAGUCAGAGGAGAGACUCUCAAGCAUCGCAAGCAGGAAGCUUUGCAAUAGCUCAAAGAAGAGCGUCUAAACUAUCAAAUAGGCUUAAAGUACCGACAGCUGAUACAAGUAUAUCAUUGCCUUCAGAGAAGAAUGAAGAUGAUCUCUAA
Messenger RNA from Dimorphilus gyrociliatus, 3682 nucleotides. Lineage: Eukaryota; Metazoa; Annelida; Polychaeta; Dinophilidae. The record is from the annotation of a GenBank genome assembly.